GUUUCCCGCCGGCGGGAGCUGCGGUUGUGGCGGCGUGGGGAGCUCGGAGGCUGCGGGGCCCGACGCUGUAGCACCAUGGCGGACCAGCUUUAUCUGGAAAAUAUAGACGAGUUCGUCAUGGACCAGAACAAGAUCGUGACAUACAAAUGGCUGAGCUAUACACUAGGAGUUCAUGUUAACCAGGCCAAACAAAUGCUGUAUGAUUAUGUUGAACGGAAGCGAAAGGAAAAUUCAGGAGCCCAGCUGCAUGUCACCUACUUAGUGUCUGGCAGUCUUGUUCAGAAUGGACAUUUGUGCCACAAGGUUGCAGUAGUGAGAGAAGAUAAAUUGGAAGCAGUGAAGUCCAAGCUAGCUGUGACUGCCAGCAUCCAUGUGUACAGCAUCCAGAAAGCCAUGCUAAAGGACAGUGGGCCUCUGUUCAAUACCGACUAUGACAUCCUUAAAAGCAACUUGCAGAACUGCAGCAAGUUUAGUGCCAUACAGUGUGCAGCUGCAGUCCCUAGAUCUUCUGCUGAAACCUCAUCUUCUGAAAAGUUUGAGCAGUCAAAUCUUCAGGUGUCAAAUGAGUCACAAGCCAAUAAUGAGUUGACCACCAAUGGUCAUGGCCCUCCUAUCUCCAAACAGAUUUCCCACCAACCUAAAGGAAUUAUGGGAAUGUUUGCCUCUAAAGCUGCUUCUAAAACCCAAGAUACCAACAAAGAAACCAAAACAGAAGCUAAAGAGGUAACAAAUGCAUCUUCAGCAGGCAACAAGGCACCAGGGAAAGGGAAUGUGAUGAGCAAUUUUUUUGGAAAAGCUGCUAUGAAUAAACUUAAAGGCAAUUUGGAUUCGGAGCAAGCAGUGAAAGAAGAAAAAGUAGUGGAACAACCUCUACUGUCUGUCACUGAACCAAAGCUGGCAGCCCCUGCAGUCCUGAAGAAAUCCAGCAAAAAAGCAGAGCCUGUUAAGAUGCAGCAGCAGGAGAAAAAAAGGGGGAAGCGAGUGGAGUUCUCUGAUGAUGAGACAAAAGAAACUAUAAACAUGAAGAAAAAGAGGAGAAGACUCAAACUUCCUGAGUCUGAUAGCAGUGAAGAUGAAGUCAUACCAGAUUCUCCUGGGGUUUAUGAAGCUGAGUCACCAUCCCCACCUCCUCCUGCGUCUCCACCUCCUGAACCAGCGCUGAAGACUGAGCCAGAGCCACCUCCUGUCAAGAGCUUAAGUGGAGAAAACAAAAGAAAACGAAAGCGCGUGUUGAAAUCGAAAACCUUUGUGGAUGAUGAAGGCUGCAUGGUGACCGAAAAAGUCUAUGAGAGUGAAUCCUGCACAGAUAGCGAAGAAGAACCUAAGAUGAAGACAUCUUCCAUACACAGGCCCCCAGCAAUGACUGUGAAAAAAGAACCAAAAGAGGAACGAAAGGGCCCCAAGAAAGGGACUGCUGCUCUGGGCAAAGCCAAUAGACAAGUGUCCAUUACUGGCUUCUUCCAGAGGAAAUGAACUGCCAUCUCUGUUAGGUCAGAGAUGUGGAGUGGUCAAGGAGAAGACCAGGACAUACAGACUCUCACUUACUGUGUAAGUUCAUCCAGCGCCUCACCUCACCCAUAUCAGAAGACUGUUCUUCCAUCUUGUAAGGUUUAUACUACCGGUUUUUAACCAAAAAGAAAUCACCUGGAAGCAAGAGGCAAAAGAAUAUUUGAAAAACUGUUACCUUCAAAUGACAUUUUUAAAGCACAAUCUUUGACCUGUCCCAGAAGAAUUUAUCCAAAAAAAUUGGAACAGGUUUCAGAAUUAUCACUGAAGCCAUUUAGUGGCUAAUCCGCUGCACCCUACCUGCCCUGU
Messenger RNA from Molossus molossus (Pallas's mastiff bat), 1815 nucleotides. It is a transcript of the gene POLD3, whose product is annotated as DNA polymerase delta 3, accessory subunit. Lineage: Eukaryota; Metazoa; Chordata; Mammalia; Chiroptera; Molossidae. Gene Ontology annotation, cellular component: delta DNA polymerase complex; nucleus. The transcript is spliced from 12 exons. Gene Ontology annotation, biological process: DNA replication; DNA strand elongation involved in DNA replication; DNA synthesis involved in UV-damage excision repair. The record is from RefSeq and is a predicted model, not a curated record. Gene Ontology annotation, molecular function: DNA-directed DNA polymerase activity. Bases 76 to 1473 code for a protein of 465 amino acids.